UGUGGCUCCCGGCCGCGGAGGAGUCGGCGACGUCGCUGAGGCGCCGGGGCCCGAGCGGCCGCCUCCUCCCCGCUAGCGGACCCGGCCCGGGGCGCCCCGCGCAGGUAAGCCGCGCGGAAAGGUCUUGGGCGCCGCCGGCGGGCGCCGAGCCGCGGCAGGUGUCGGGGACCGGGGCGCGCGGGGAGGCAGGUUGACGGAUCACUUCAAGUCAAGACUCAGUGUGCCUGCUGAGCUGUGGCCCAGGUUCAGAGCCAUGCCAGUCUGUGGGUGAAGCUUAGGGCAGUGAUGGAGCCACUGCCUCAGCAGCAGCAACAGCAGAAGGCACAGAAGCUGCCACACCCGGCUCCUUCGCAGAUGGAUGCCAGAGAGAAGCAGGGAACACAGAUGAGAGAGGCCCCAUUCCUCUAUGCCCAAAAGCUAGCCACACCGCCGCCUGUCCUUCCCGUCAUGCCUGGAAGACCGUCUGGCAGCCCUGCCCUCGGUCCUCUAGCCAGAGUUCCACCAGCCACACCAGCGGCCCGAGGUUUUGAACAGAGCAGUGUGAACUCAGAGCCCGAGGAAGAAGAAGGCGGUGUGGAGGAUGAGGAUGGGGAUGACGAUGUGGCAGAAACAGCUGGAAAGGAGGCCCAGGCUGCUGCCACGUAUUUUCAGGUUCAGAAAGCAACUCGCCAAGACCCCCGAGCACCCCCCGUGCCCAGUCUGCUUCCAGCCCCAGGGCUCCCACCACCAGUACCCCAGGUUAAAGAAGACCCUACCAAAGAUGUGUCCCCGGCACCACCUUCCAUCUCCACAGCUGGGCAGCCACGCUGGAGUCUGGAUGAGCCGCUGAAGCAGAACGGAGGCUUGGCCUGGAGUGAGGAUGCGGACGGAGGCCGGGGAAGAGAGAUCUCGCGAGAUUUUGCCAAGCUGUAUGAACUGGACGGUGACCCCGAAAGGAAAGAGUUCCUGGAUGACCUCUUCAUCUUUAUGCAGAAGAGGGGGACCCCCAUCAACCGGAUCCCCAUCAUGGCCAAGCAGAUCCUGGACCUGUACACGCUCUACAAGCUGGUGACAGAGAAGGGGGGCCUGGUGGAGGUCAUCAACAAGAAGAUCUGGAGGGAGAUCACCAAGGGCCUGAGCCUGCCCACCUCCAUCACCAGCGCCGCCUUCACCCUCAGGACCCAGUACAUGAAGUACCUGUACGCCUACGAAUGCGAGAAGAAAGCCCUGAGCUCCCCGGCCGAGCUCCAGGCCGCCAUCGACGGCAACCGGCGGGAAGGCCGGCGGCCCAGCUACAGCGCCCCCCUCUUCGGCUACUCCUCCGCCGCCACCGCCGCCCCCAGCACCCCCGCCCUGCUCUCGCCACCCAAGAUCCGUUUCCCCCUCCUGGGGCUGGGCUCCAGCAGCCCUCGGAUGUCCCCAGCCUCCACUCUCAGGAAAGGUGACGGCGUCCCGGCGACCCCCGUCCCCGUGCCAAAUCGCCUGGCCGUCCCCGUGAGCAUGACAGGACAGCAGGCUGGCUCCCGCACCGCCACACUGGAGCAGCUGCGGGAGCGGCUGGAGUCGGGGGAGCCCGCCGAGAAGAAGGCCUCCAGGCUGUCGGAGGAGGAGCAGCGGCUGGUCCAGCAGGCCUUCCAGCGCAACUUCCUCAGCGUGGCCCGGCAGCUCCCCAUGAAAGUCAGGAUCAACGGCAGGGAAGACAGGGCCGAGGCCUCCGCCGCAGCGCUCAGCCUGACCACAGGCAGCAUCGGGAGCAUCAACAUGUCUGUGGACAUCGACGGCACCACCUAUGCAGGCGUGCUGUUUGCCCAGAAACCUGUGGUGCACCUCAUCGCGGGCGCUGCUCCCCAGAGCCUGGGCAGCAGCGCCAGCAGCAGCAGCAGCAGCGGCAGCUCCCACUGCUCUCCAAGUCCUACCUCAUCCAGGGGCACCCCCAGCGCAGAGCCCUCCACCAGCUGGUCCCUCUGACGGGCCGCGCCCAGCGCCACCUCCGCCCCUGCCUAGAGGGGGGGAGCCCACGCACAGAAUUUACCUCAUCUCAUGGAGCCACGGGAGAGUGGAUUUGUCCAGGCUCCAUUCAGGUCCUGCUGUACUCCGGGGACAGGGAGGGGCCGAAGGGGCGGGGCAGAGCAGCGUUGUCCAAUCAGGGAUUGCACUGGGGACUGGGCGGGGUCUGGGUGGUCCACCUUCCUCCCGGGCUUCCCCGCCACCUCCCACCCCAGCGCAGUGUAUUGACAAUCUGUAAGCCGACGCAGGGCUGGACGCCCUCUUGUUUCCCUUCCUCCUUAAUUUAUUUCCCUCUUCCGGCUCCUGCCCAGACCCCACGCCCACUGGGCUCUGCCUCCGCCCAGCCCCACGACUCGUAAACCCACGCGGGGCUGUAAGCGCCCAGAGCCCGUCUGCUGACGAGGGACGGGGCCCUGCCAGCCCUUCUUGCCUACUGUUUGAUUGCUGGGGUGUGGGGCCCUCCUAGCCACGUCUUGAAUCAGCACUCGAGGGCAG
Perognathus longimembris pacificus (Pacific pocket mouse) is the source of this 2481-nucleotide messenger RNA. It is a transcript of the gene Arid3b, whose product is annotated as AT-rich interaction domain 3B. Gene Ontology annotation, molecular function: DNA binding. The record is from RefSeq and is a predicted model, not a curated record. The transcript is spliced from 9 exons. Gene Ontology annotation, biological process: regulation of transcription by RNA polymerase II. Lineage: Eukaryota; Metazoa; Chordata; Mammalia; Rodentia; Heteromyidae. Gene Ontology annotation, cellular component: nucleus. Bases 286 to 1947 code for a protein of 553 amino acids.